Aspergillus viridinutans is the source of this 1611-nucleotide messenger RNA. RefSeq lists its product as uncharacterized. Lineage: Eukaryota; Fungi; Ascomycota; Eurotiomycetes; Eurotiales; Aspergillaceae. The record is from RefSeq and is a predicted model, not a curated record. The transcript has a single exon. The coding region runs from base 1 to 1611 and encodes 536 amino acids.
AUGGAUCUUGACAUGCUCAGUGUGUACAUGUGUCCUGCAGGUGUCCCGUUAAUUCCCAGCAACGUGCAUAGUCCGUCAUUGAAUCUUCCCAUGCACGCGCUUCACCCGCCAUCUAUACCGGCCAUAGAGGACAGGAGCGGUGAACUGGGCGACAGGAAGGGUAAUAUGGCCUCUCUUAAAGCGAUGCUCCGCGUGCUCGUCGGUCCGGAUCACUCCAAAACAUGUUUGAUCUUCGAGAAGAACCCCGAUUCUACUGAUCCCGAUCCUGCCAGUUACCUCUUUGAGAACCGUGGCCAUCUCCUCCCGGCAAAGCCCUGCGAUCAGCAGUCUGCGCUGUGCUCUAGAAAGGCCGUCAACUGUGAUCAGUCCUGGACAAACCACUGCACCGGGGUCACUGAAGGACAGUCCGAGGCUAUCGUCGACAACUCAAACAGACUGCCAAUGGCCGACGAACAAACGAUGAAACCAGACGUUUGCUCCUGGUCGGAUGUCCUGACUUCUUUUGAGCCUGAGAAUCAUGGACUCUCUCCUGACUACUAUACUUGUCUCGCCAAUAUCCAAACUCUGCACCGACCUAGACAGUCUGAUGGAGUGGUCACUGGUCCUGAAAAUCGUGAACAACAUGGUGAUUUCAAGAUUGAAGCUCCCGUACAAGAAAGUGCCUUCUGUGAUGAAGAGACCAAGUCCGACAACUAUCAUUGCGGCCUAGUGCACCCCAUUUCUAGGCCAAGUCUGUACAUGGCAGUGGACCCCUUCGGUUCGUCCUCAGAGACCAACGCGACGUCAGACACAACAUCACCUUCUGCCUCGCAAGAGAGUCUAGCAGACCCGUUUAGACACGGUUUCCGCAGAGCGCACCGUCCGUAUAGUCACAUCGGGGGCGCUAUGCUAUUCCAGAACCAAGGCUCGCCGGCUAGCUCUGUGGCCACAACCGACGAUCCUUACACUCCUAUGGCCGGCACAUGCAGUGCUACCACGCCUCUCCACUGGUCCAGUAGCGGACAGAUGGUGCCAUGGGAGAUGCAGAGUCCGGAAUUUGAGCUCCGGAACAGCUGCUUUUCUCAACUGCGUCAUCACGGUAGUCAGCUUGAAGAGAUUCCUCGCAACGCCACAGUGGACGCCUGCCACGGUCUACCUUCUGUAGACUGCGGUCAGCACUACCCUCAGCAACCACCGUUUGUGCUGAACCCAUUCACCCCUCAUGAGUACAACUCAACAAGCGUCAAGCACCGAAGUGAAGUCGACGGGGGACAUUGCCAGUUGGCAUUUGCCAACGACGAGCUCACGUACCCUCAGCACCAAUACGAAACCAUCCAAUCUGUGCAUGCGACAAUCGCCAGUAACGGAGCCUUGAGCCGCCAAGGACGAACAAGCACCAGGUCAAUCUCAUGCCACAACGAGGCCCGGAAUGCAUUCUUGAUAGAGUGCAAACGCCGCGGGUUGUCAUACAAGGAUAUAAAGAGGCUCGGAGGGUUUGAAGAAGCCGAAUCAACCCUCCGUGGCAGAUUCCGGACUCUCACAAAGUCCAAGGAGCAGAGGGUGAGGAAACCCCAGUGGAAAGACAAAGAUGUGAGUGAACUGAUUCCAAGUGUCUCUUUUGUUCUCGGCUAA